Molecule: messenger RNA, 1272 nt
Organism: Dichotomopilus funicola
Lineage: Eukaryota; Fungi; Ascomycota; Sordariomycetes; Sordariales; Chaetomiaceae
Product: domain found in IF2B/IF5-domain-containing protein
Exons: 2
Coding region: 1-1272 (423 amino acids)
Biological process (GO): formation of cytoplasmic translation initiation complex; translational initiation; formation of translation preinitiation complex
Cellular component (GO): cytosol
Molecular function (GO): GDP-dissociation inhibitor activity; eukaryotic initiation factor eIF2 binding; translation initiation factor activity
Source: RefSeq, a predicted model, not a curated record
AUGGCUUCCCUCGUCAACGUCCGUCGCGAUGUCAGCGACCCGUUCUACCGCUACAAGAUGGAGCGCCUCCAGACCAAGAUCGAGGGCAAAGGCAAUGGUAUCAAGACCGUUGUUGUCAAUCUGAGCAGCGUUGCUCAAUCCCUCGCUCGCCCGGGCUCCUACUUGAUCAAGUACUUCGGUUUCGAGCUUGGUGCUCAGACCAAUCUCGAUCCCGCCGACGACCGCUGGAUUAUCAACGGCGCCCACGAGGCCAACAAGCUCCAGGAGCUCCUCGACGGUUUCAUCUCCAAGUUUGUUCUCUGCAAGAAGUGCAAGAACCCCGAGACGGACGUCCAGAUCAAGGAUGGCCGCAUCAUGCUUGACUGCAAGGCCUGUGGCCAGCGCUCCGAGGUCGAUCUGCGCCUGAAGCUCAGCGGCUUCAUGCUCAAGAACGUGCCCAAGAAGACCAAGAAGGACAAGGCCGAGCGCCGUGCUGCCCGCAAGGCCAAGCAGAACGGCAAGACCGAGGAUAAUGGUUCCGGAGGCGAUGACGGUUCCGACCAGGCUUCCCCUGGCGCUGAUGACAAGGGUAUUGAGAGCGAUGACGACGCACUGACCCGCAAGAUCAAGUCAGAAGCCCAGAUCCUCGAGAAGAAGGAGGUCGAGAUCAAGGACGACGAGUGGGCUGUUGACAUGAGCGAAGAGGCCGUCAAGGCCCGCCAGCAGUCCCUACCUGGCGAGUUCAAGCAGAAGCUAUCUCUGAACGGCGGCGAGGAUGAUGAUGAGGAGGGCGAAGGCGGUGGUAACACUGUUUACGACCAUCUCGGCACUUGGAUCCAGGAGGAGGCCGAGAAGAAGGGCGGCGUUGACAAUGUUGAUGACAUUGAUAUCUACGUCAAGGCCAAGGAGUUGGGCAUUGAGGCCAAGCACCGCACCAUUCUCGUCCUUGUGCAGACUGUCUUUGAUGAGAACAUCGUCGCCCAGAUCUCGAAGCGUGCGCCCAUGCUCAAGAGGAUGACUACCUCCGAGCGCCAUGAGAAGGCCCUUCUUGGCGGCACCGAGCGCCUGAUUGGCCAGCUGAACGCCGAGCACCCCGACAUGCUCGAAAAGGUGGUCAAGAUCCUGCAGCUCUACUACCACCAUGAUCUGAUCUCUGAGGAGGUCGUCACCAAGUGGGGCUCCAAGGCUUCUAAGAAGUACGUCGACCUCUCGACCUCCAAGAAGGUCCGCAAGGCCGCCGAGCCCUUCAUCAAGUGGCUUGAGGAGGCCGAGGAGGAGUCGGACGACGAGUAA